Messenger RNA from Tarenaya hassleriana, 991 nucleotides. Its product is annotated as auxin-responsive protein SAUR72. The record is from RefSeq and is a predicted model, not a curated record. The transcript has a single exon. Gene Ontology annotation, biological process: response to auxin. Bases 104 to 595 code for a protein of 163 amino acids. Lineage: Eukaryota; Viridiplantae; Streptophyta; Magnoliopsida; Brassicales; Cleomaceae.
AUCUCUCAGCAAAUUUUCUCUUUUUUUUUUGGGUAAUCGCAAAUUUUCUCUUUUCCAAAAAAAGUUCGAAUCUUUAGGGGUUUCCCCCCGACUCCGUCUAAUCAUGAAGCACCUUAUUCGCCGUCUAUCCCGAGUCGCCGACUCAGCACAAUACAGUCUCCUCCGUUCAGAUUCUCGGCGACUGAGUCGGCUGUCGGGGUCGUCAAUCCGAUCUCUGGUUCGCCAAACCAAGAAGGCCACAUCGUCGGUUCCACAGGGACACGUGCCGGUCUACGUGGGUGAGGAGAGGUUGCAGACGGCGAUCCGGUCAGCAGCUCGGAGAGAGAAGAAGGCGAAGUCGUCGGUACCGCAGGGACACGUGCCAGUGUACGUGGGGGAGGAGAUGGAGCGGUUCGUGGUGAGCGCGGAGGUGAUGAACCACCCGGUUUUCGUGGGGUUACUGAACCGGUCGGCUCAGGAGUACGGGUAUGAGCAGAAGGGAGUUCUACACAUACCCUGUCACGUGUUGGUUUUCGAAAGAAUCAUAGAGUCUCUGCGUCUGGGCCUGGCUUGGUCACAUGACCUCCAGGAUCUCAUUGGUGACGGCGCCAUCUGAUGAAACAGCUUGGAGAAUCGUUCUUUAGUUAGAGAGGCAGAGUAAAAGAUAGAUGUGUUUGUUUUUUUAAUCAGAUACAGGCAAAAGUCGGAUGACGUAUAGGUGUAAAUACACGUUUUAUUCAAUCUGAUUUGAAGGUGGGGCUCUGUGAAGAAAUCGAAGUCAGAUUUUUUUUUUUCCCUCUUCAGUGUUAGAAUCUGAUGUUACUGGAAAAAAGAGGUAAAAUCCAGAAAGGGGUGCGAGGAUUUAAGUACUGUGAUGAAGCGAAGCCGUCGACUUGUCUGUUUUCCCCUCUAUGGACCACCGAGGGCAAAUAUGUAUUUUUAACAGAAAUCUCGACAAUCUUUCUUCUGUUAUAUUGUAGCGAUUAUUAUCAGGGAACAUAUUCAGUCUGUG